ACCACACGGCCCCCGCCGUCCCUGGGACCCGGACUGCACGGCGCUGGUCACAUGAACUCGGGGGCUUGCGGUGGCGGUGUGACGGCUUUCUUGGAUCCCUUUGUCCAGCAACCAACCAUGGAGAACCAGCGCUCGUCCCCUCUGUCAUUCUCCAGUGUUCCACAAGAAGAAACUCUGCCUCAGUCCCCCACUGGACUCCCGCAAGAAACUCUGUUCCCAUCCUGCAUUCUUCCCCCCAAAGAAGUUUCUUCUUUGUCUCCCAGUACUCCCGGGCGAGGCUCCCUGCCCCAGACUGCCAGCGCUCCCAAGCAAGAGACUUCUGGCCAAAUGCUACACGUUCUCCAAAAAGGACCUUUGCUCCUGUAUCCCUCUGCUUCUGAGCAAGACACACAUCACCAAGGGCCCCUGCCUUCUCAGGAAGAGACCCCCUGCCCUCCCUCUGCUGCUGAACAGGAAAUCCCCCUUCUCUCUCACUCCACCCACCAUCAGGAAGCCCCACUCCACUCCCCUGAAGUUCCUGAGAAAGACCCACUGACCCUUUCCCCCACAGUUCCUGAGACUGACAUGGACCCCUUGUUCCAGAGCCCCACUUCCCAAAAGGACACCUCCUUCCAUACCUCUUCUGCGUCCCAGAAGGAGCAGCCACUGCCCACCGCAGAGAUCACCCGCUUGGCCGUGUGGGCUGCCGUCCAAGCAGUGGAGAGGAAACUAGAAGCCCAGGCUAUGAGGCUGCUGACCCUAGAGGGCAGGACGGGGACAAACGAGAAAAAGAUAGCAGACUGCGAGAAGACCGCGGUGGAGUUCGCAAACCAUCUGGAGAGCAAGUGGGUUGUGCUGGGGACCUUGCUUCAGGAGUAUGGGCUGCUGCAGAGGCGGCUGGAGAACAUGGAGAAUCUGCUGAAAAACAGAAAUUUCUGGAUCCUGCGGCUGCCCCCAGGCAGCAAUGGAGAAGUUCCCAAGGUCCCUGUCACGUUCGAUGAUGUUGCCGUCCAUUUCUCAGAGCAAGAGUGGGGAAACCUGUCUGAGUGGCAGAAGGAGCUCUACAAGAAUGUGAUGAGGGGCAACUACGAGUCUCUGGUUUCCAUGGACUAUGCAAUUUCCAAACCAGACCUCAUGUCACAGAUGGAGCGUGGGGAGAGGCCAGCCAUGCCGGAGCAGGAGGACUCUGAAGAGGGCGAGACGACCACGGAUCCCAGUGCGGCACAUGAUGGCAUAGUGAUCAAGAUCGAGGUGCAGACCAAUGACGAGGGCUCCGAAAGUUUAGAGACGCCAGAGCCCCUGAUGGGUCAAGUGGAGGAACAUGGCUUUCAGGACUCAGAGCUGGGUGACCCCUGUGGAGAGCAGCCGGACCUGGACAUGCAGGAUCAGGAGAACACGCUGGAGGAGUGCACAGAAGGCUCCAGUGAGUUCAGUGAGCUCAAGCAGAUGCUGGUGCAGCAGAGAAAUUGCACAGAGGGGAUCGUGAUCAAGACAGAGGAGCAAGAAGAGGAGGAGGAAGAGGAGGAAGAGGAUGAGCUGCCACAGCACUUACAGUCCCUCGGGCAGCUGUCCGGAAGGUACGAGGCCAGUAUGUACCAGACCCCCCUGCCUGGGGAGAUGUCUCCCGAGGGCGAGGAGAGCCCCCCACCCCUGCAGCUGGGGAACCCAGCGGUGAAGAGGCUGGCCCCCAGCGCGCACAUGCACGCCCACGGGCACGGAGAGCGGCACCUGGGCGAGAACCGCGGGACGUCGAGCCAGCAGCAGCGGAACCGGCGGGGCGAGCGGCCCUUCACCUGCAUGGAGUGCGGCAAGAGCUUCCGGCUGAAGAUCAACCUCAUCAUCCACCAGCGCAACCACAUCAAGGAGGGGCCCUACGAGUGCGCCGAGUGCGAGAUCAGCUUCCGGCACAAGCAGCAGCUCACGCUGCACCAGCGCAUCCACCGCGCGCGCAGCGGCUACGCGUCGCCCGAGCGCGAGCGCGAGCGCGGACCGGCCUUCAACCCCAAGCACUCGCUCAAGCCCCGCCCGAAGUCCCCCAGCUCGGGCAGCGGCGGGCCCAAGCCCUACAAGUGCCCCGAGUGCGACAGCAGCUUCAGCCACAAGUCGAGCCUGACCAAGCACCAGAUCACGCACACCGGCGAGCGGCCCUACACGUGUCCCGAGUGCAAGAAGAGCUUCCGCCUGCACAUCAGCCUGGUGAUCCACCAGCGCGUGCACGCGGGCAAGCACGAGGUCUCCUUCAUCUGCAGCCUGUGCGGCAAGAGCUUCGGCCGCCCGUCGCACCUGCUGCGCCACCAGCGGACUCACACGGGCGAGCGGCCCUUCAAGUGCCCCGAGUGCGAGAAGAGCUUCAGCGAGAAGUCCAAGCUCACCAACCACUGCCGCGUGCACUCGCGCGAGCGGCCGCACGCCUGCCCCGAGUGCGGCAAGAGCUUCAUCCGCAAGCACCACCUGCUGGAGCACCGGCGCAUCCACACGGGCGAGCGGCCCUACCACUGCGCCGAGUGCGGCAAGCGCUUCACGCAGAAGCACCACCUGCUGGAGCACCAGCGCGCGCACACGGGCGAGCGGCCCUACCCCUGCACGCACUGCGCCAAGUGCUUCCGCUACAAGCAGUCGCUCAAGUACCACCUGCGGACCCACACGGGCGAGUGAGCAUGCGCCCCGCCCCGCCCCGGCCAGGUGCGCGGCCAGGCACGAGGCCGAGCCCCCGCGGACAGGCGCCUGAGCCCAGGGGGCGGAGGCGGGGCACCCCGGCCCCUCUGCUGUGAGCCUUUCUCCCCUUCCGUCCCUCCUCCCCAGGACGCGGAGUAGUGAGACCUGAGCCCAGGUCGCUUGUUGCCUGCUUCCCCGGGGCCCCAGGGGGGGGCGCUUGGGCCUGGGGAACCCCUUUGGGCUGUUAAUUUCCUUGACAAUAAAAUGGAUGAAACCAAUCAACACGAGGGCAGUGAUUUGGCUGCCGGCGGUUCAGGGCCGUUUAGUUGGUGAGAGAACUUUAUAAUUACUUUUUGGAUACUGUGGUUCUAUUUGAUAAUAAUAGAGUAAUUUUUAAAAGA
Molecule: messenger RNA, 3035 nt
Organism: Jaculus jaculus (lesser Egyptian jerboa)
Lineage: Eukaryota; Metazoa; Chordata; Mammalia; Rodentia; Dipodidae
Gene: Znf777
Product: zinc finger protein 777
Exons: 6
Coding region: 52-2634 (860 amino acids)
Biological process (GO): regulation of transcription by RNA polymerase II
Cellular component (GO): nucleus
Molecular function (GO): RNA polymerase II cis-regulatory region sequence-specific DNA binding; DNA-binding transcription activator activity, RNA polymerase II-specific
Source: RefSeq, a predicted model, not a curated record